Messenger RNA from Pristis pectinata (smalltooth sawfish), 372 nucleotides. RefSeq names its product zona pellucida sperm-binding protein 3-like. Bases 1 to 372 code for a protein of 123 amino acids. Gene Ontology annotation, molecular function: acrosin binding. The record is from RefSeq and is a predicted model, not a curated record. The transcript has 3 exons. Gene Ontology annotation, biological process: binding of sperm to zona pellucida; positive regulation of acrosome reaction; egg coat formation. NCBI's taxonomy places the organism in Eukaryota, Metazoa, Chordata, Chondrichthyes, Rhinopristiformes, Pristidae. Gene Ontology annotation, cellular component: extracellular matrix.
AUGGUUACGUUGUCCUAUAUUAUCCCAGGUGACUGGCAUGUGGAGCGUAACUCUAGUAUUUACCAGGUGGGUGACUUCAUCCACAUUGAAGCUUCUGUGACUAUCAGCUGUGUACCCAUGAGACUCUAUGUUGAUAGCUGUGUGGCAACACCAAGUCCAGACAAGGACUCCACUCCCAGACAUCAUCUCAUUGGCUUCAAUGGUUGCCUGUUGGAUAGCAGACCCACUGGCUCCUCAUCCUCUUUUGUGUCACCAAGAGCACACCUGAACAAGCUCCAGAUCAAGCUAGAUGUGUUACAGUUCCUUGAUGCUCAUAGCCCUCUGCUGAAUUUGAAGAUGAACAAUUGCAGAAGGAAGGGGAGGUUCAGAUAG